GGGUAGCACAUCUGCUCACAUGAUGUACUUUAUGUUAGCUGAGAGAAAGCACACCCAACCAAGGCUUCCAGUUUCCAUGCCAGAAUGACUCCGUCCUUCGUAGCGGCCUUCUCUUCUUUAGGAUUCCUCGCCCCGAGCAUUGCGUUCAAUCCUUUGCCGAUUCCCUUGAACUCUCGCGGUGCAUCGUUCAACAUCCAGAUGUGUACUGGGAGCCGAGCACACUUCGUGAGAACGUGUUCUGCAGCUACAAUUGCGGUUGUCUCCACGCAAGGGCCGAGUCCUUCUGCCGCAACUACUCCUACGACAGUGGUAAAUAGCGUGCUCUCCGCGUAUGGCAUACCUAUGAUCGCGGAAGAUGGUGGUUUCACCUCCUCAUACGUCAAAGUGGAGGAUAAUGGGCAAGAGACAGUGUGUGCGUACGCUUAUCCGGUCGGGUGGGUGGAAAAGAAGAAGGCGGAUGGGUUUGCGACGGCUGCCAACUACCAAACAGGGGAUAGCUUGAGCUUGAACAUGGGUGCACCAAGCAAAGCCAAGACGAUAGGAGACGUGAGUGCGCUCGCCAUCGCAGCAGAAGCAACGCCGUCUGAAGGAGCUGCAAAGGUCCUGCAGGAAAAAGCUGUGACCAAAGGAGGGGUCAACUACACAUACUUGACCGUCAAGUACAACACUGUCACGAGAUCAGGCUACGAUGUGGAAAGAGUAUCAUACAUAGCGGCUACCGUGAAACAGCGGAAGCUCUUGACUCUGGUCGCGACUGUCUCGGGCGAGCGACGCAACAAAAUGGACUUGAUUUUAAAAGCCAUUCAAGCGUCAUUUCGAGUUGGGGAUGUGGGCGUGGUUGAGACUUCUUCGACUGACUUCAACAUUAAAUAGCUUCCAUGUGCUCUGAUAUCACGGGUAGGAAUGAAAGCCUCGAAAUGUCUACUGUACAGCUAGUAAAGUGGUGUAGUAGAUCACGCACGGGUGUUUUACACUUUUAUUUAUCCGGACUACUUGCGCAAGAGAAAAUAGUAGCUGUCGGAGCGACGACCACAGUGAAGCAGGGACUUACCAAUACGCCAUGACUCUCGCGUAAAGCCUCACCAGGGCGGGUGCCCUCGGUUUGUAUAUUGUGGUCAGAAGCUUUGAGUGAGAUUCUUUCGGGCUAUAAAUAAUGUUCAAUCUGUCGUUGAUGAUAGCUCAGCCUCGAGUGUAUCACCUGACUCAUGUCCCUCUUUUUUUGUUGCGGAGGUGGUUUUGUCUUUUUCUUUCCCAUCCGCCUUUUGUUUUCUUUCUGGACGGUCGAUUUACUCGAAGAACAUUCCUUUUUCGAGCGGUUCACUAUUAUGUACGUACCUGUCUGUGUUGUGGCGGGCCGGCUUUCUUCGUGAUAAAACUGAUUGAUAUGUCCGUGUCUUUGCCGUCGAAGAGUAGAGUUAGAGGAGUAGUCAUAGAAGUAAGAACGUUUUUUAUCUUCUGUGGACGACGGCGACAGCGAAACAACGUGCAAGAUCACGUUAUCUCUCGGGCACAUGGUAAUUUUACACGUAAUCGUUUGCAUAAGCCGGUCGCCCCGGUAUUCUAGUUGAUAUUCCGAAAGCCUUCAAUUGCCACGGUCAGGGGUGUUCGAA
This is a messenger RNA of Ectocarpus sp. CCAP 1310/34, 1610 nucleotides long. The record is from the annotation of a GenBank genome assembly. NCBI's taxonomy places the organism in Eukaryota, Phaeophyceae, Ectocarpales, Ectocarpaceae.